Lytechinus variegatus (green sea urchin) is the source of this 2276-nucleotide messenger RNA. Its product is annotated as mucin-5AC-like. NCBI's taxonomy places the organism in Eukaryota, Metazoa, Echinodermata, Echinoidea, Temnopleuroida, Toxopneustidae. The record is from RefSeq and is a predicted model, not a curated record. Bases 1 to 2202 code for a protein of 733 amino acids. Gene Ontology annotation, molecular function: calcium ion binding. The transcript is spliced from 7 exons.
AUGGAUACAACCACACACAGUCAUCUCGAAACAACAACACAGUUAACAACACACAAUAUUCCCGAUGCGACCACCCGACCAACUGAGCACAACACUUCCGAAGCAAUAUCCCGGUCAACAAUACACGAUAGCCCAGAAGCAAUAACCGAGUCAACAUCACACAUAAGUCCCGAAGGAAUAUCCCAGUCAACAAUACUCGUACACGGCAGUCCCGAAGCAACCACCGGGUCAACAAUACACGGCAGAUCCGAAGCGAUAACCGGGUCAACAUCACAUAUAAGUCCCGAAGGAAUAUCCCGGUCAACAAUACACGGCAGUCCCGAAGCAACCACAGGACCAACAACACGAGAAACAAUCAUCCGGUCAACUUCGCCGGAAAGUCCCGAAACAACUACUAUGACUUCUCCUUCAACAACACAUAAGCAUUUAACAACUACGCAGUCAGCACCGAUUAUUAGAAUACAUUUCCCAGCGUCUCGAUGUAGCGCCGUCACUCUAUCAAACGGCACUCUCAUCUAUCCUACAGCUGUCCGUGUCGUAAUUACAAUGUCAUUCCCAAGAAAUACACUUCAACAUACAGCCUGUAAACUAACACCAGAGUGUGCCAGAAAUCCGUGUAAAAAUGGAGGAAGUUGCUUGGAAUUAUUGUCUGGGUAUAUUUGUCAAUGUCCGGCUAAUUUCACUGAACGCAACUGUGAAAACCUCGAAACUGGACAUACAACUGGUACCUUUUCAUCGACAGCACCGCAAAGUACGUCUGAUUUCCAAGUAACAUCUCAAAUCUCAACAGUAUAUUACUUAACACCUGACAUCACUCCAUCAACAACGGAUACCACUCCACCAGGAACUCUUACCUCAGCUUCACCGACAACAGAUGGAACAUCAUCUGGAACAACAUCUGUAGCUUUAUCUUCAACAUCACAUCCAGUAGUAUCUCCAACAACUUUGAUUUUUGCAUCGACAACAUCUGCACCAGUACCAACAGAAACACCUCCGACAACUUCAUCGACAUCAUCAACAAUAUUCUUGACAACACCUUCAUCAACAGAUCUGACAUCUUCAACAACACAACCAACAACGUCUCCAACCUCUCCAGUGACUUCUCCGCCCGAAAAAUCAUCAACUACCGCACCCUCAUCGACAACAGAUGGAACAUCAUUUGGAACAACAUCUCUAGCUUUAUCUUCAACAUCACAUCCAGUACAAUCUCCAACAACUUUGAUUUCUGAAUCGACAACAUCUGGACCAGUACCACCAGAAACACCUCCGACAACUUCAUCGAUAUCAUCAACAAUACUCUUGACAUCUUCAUCAACAGAUCUGACAACUUUAACAACACACCCAACAACAUCUGCAACCUCUCCAGUGACUUCUCCGCCCGAAAAACCAUCAACUACCGCACCCACGACAAGUACUUUAGUUUCUACCACUGCGGCAAUAGAGACAACAAGGUCUCUCCUUAAUGUUAAAAUCUUCGUGGCUGAUGAAGGUGGAUCUUGCAUAUGGAUAGGGAAUCCAGUAACGUAUUCUUUCACUGUUGCUACGCAUUCUAUUGCUUGGGAUGUGGCCUAUGACAGCGUGGACGAGAUCAUAUACUGGACAGAUUUUAAUGGAAAUCAGAUAUGGAAGGCAAGGGAGAAUGGGUCCGAUAAGGAACAGGUCAUCUUUGACUACAAUGGCCCUGCAGGAAUAUCGAUAGACGAAGAAUCAAGGAGGGUAUACUGUGCCUUCAGGGGUUCGGAGAAGAUAGCGUCAAUAGGGAUAGAUGGUACAGGUCAAGAUGAAAUUGUUGGAAAUCCAGAAGAUCCUAGGACUGUAGAGGCUAAACCUUCUCUCGGGUACCUGUAUUUCACACACAAAUACAGACUGGAGCGAUGUAAUUUCGACGGAACAAAUCGUCAACAGCUAUUUUAUAGCUCGCAGUUUUCUGAUUUAACAGGGCUUAGCGUAGAUGACACAGGAGGACGAAUCUACAUCUCAGACAUAGGCCAAAAGGUAAUCAAACACAUGGAUUUAGAUGGCAAUGAUCUGAAGACUAUCAAUCCUGGUUAUGAACCCUCUGAUGUAUUCUACUUCCGGGGCAUACUAUACAUUUCAGAAAUAACGACACAAGGUAUUGUAGAACAAGAUCCUGAUACAUCCGGGUACUCAAAAAUGGCGCAACAGAUGUUCUCUUACCCUCGGCAUCUUCACAUGGCUUAGGAUUCUCUUUGUAUUGAUUAUGUCUAUUUAAAGGUCAAGUCCACCCCAGAAAAUUGUUGAUUUGGAUAAAUAGA